Messenger RNA from Ahaetulla prasina, 2346 nucleotides. It is a transcript of the gene RAP2C, whose product is annotated as RAP2C, member of RAS oncogene family. Gene Ontology annotation, molecular function: GDP binding; GTPase activity; GTP binding. Lineage: Eukaryota; Metazoa; Chordata; Lepidosauria; Squamata; Colubridae. The record is from RefSeq and is a predicted model, not a curated record. The transcript is spliced from 3 exons. The coding region runs from base 87 to 638 and encodes 183 amino acids. Gene Ontology annotation, biological process: negative regulation of cell migration; Rap protein signal transduction. Gene Ontology annotation, cellular component: plasma membrane.
GCGAGGGCGUCGAGGCGAGGGCGGUGCGGCGGCGCGGGAGGUAGGCCCGUGGAGCCCGCCGCCGCCGCCGUGGCCGCCGGGGGGCCAUGAGGGAGUACAAGGUGGUGGUGCUGGGCAGCGGCGGGGUGGGCAAGUCGGCGCUGACGGUGCAGUUCGUGACGGGCACCUUCAUCGAGAAGUACGACCCCACCAUCGAGGACUUCUACCGCAAGGAGAUCGAGGUGGACUGCUCGCCCUCCGUGCUGGAGAUCCUGGACACGGCCGGCACCGAGCAGUUCGCCUCCAUGCGCGACCUCUACAUCAAGAACGGCCAGGGCUUCAUCCUGGUCUACAGCCUGGUCAACCAGCAGUCCUUCCAGGACAUCAAGCCGAUGAGGGACCAAAUAGUCCGUGUGAAGCGAUACGAAAAGGUUCCUCUCAUCCUGGUGGGGAAUAAAGUUGACCUGGAAUCGGAGAGGGAGGUUUUGUCAGCGGAAGGCCGAGCUCUGGCCCAGGAGUGGGGCUGCCCCUUCAUGGAGACCUCUGCCAAGAGCAAGACCAUGGUGGAUGAACUCUUUGCCGAGAUUGUGCGACAAAUGAACUAUGCAUCCCUGCCUGAAAAGCAAGAGCAGUGUUGUACAACUUGUGUUGUCCAGUGAGGGAGAAAGCAAACUCUCCAUCAUGGCCAUGCAGAGCAGAUAAAACUCAGAGGAAAUUUGCACAGAUGCUGCAUUGGAGAACUCUUUUUAAGCCCAGGUUGCAGAACUGAGCCUUGCUUAACCUGGUCUCAGUCUUCAGCGCACGUUUUCCAGGCAUCGGGUGUGAAACAGGCAAGGGAGGAGCAGCCGGGGGGGGAGGCAUGGGCCUGCUACAAACACUUAGCAUGUUUACCAUUUGAUUUGGGAAUCUGUUCUUGAUCUCUUGGGUGUUUUUUUUUUAAUAGCUUUCUAAGUUCCUAUUAAUGGCUAAUAUGCAAAAAGUUCAUUUUAAACUAUUUUAUUUCUUUAAUUGAUUUCUAAAUCUUGUAUUUAUUAAACUUUAAACUCAGUAUUACCUACUCAAUGCCUUUUUAAGAGAAAAAAAAAAUUAAUGGAGAAUAAAAGUGAGCCUUAAACACAAAUGGUUAUUUCUGUCUAUUACCUCACAUCCGUGCUUGAUUUGCAAAAGAGAGAGAGAGAGAAAGAAAGAGUGAAAACAAGAUUUCUUCUCCUCUAAAAUGUCAUUGAUUGGAACUUUGAAACAUUCUGUUUACAUGUGACGGUGUCCUAGAAGGAUGUUUAAGAAUUGCCUGAUGCGGGAGGACAUGGCAGCCCUUUUCUCAGCAGCUGUGGGGGCAUGGGGUUGGCCUGAUGGAAAAGCUUUUUCGGUGGGGACUGGAGACAUCCAGCAAUUUGUAUGUGUGUUCUCUGUUGUUAUAUGGUAUUUGGAUUUGGGGGGGUUUUUUUUGAAAGAAAAGGCUGUGUUGAAAAUCACUCGUUCAUCUGCUUUAUUACAUUCAUCUUCCAAAUGCUGAAAAACCUUUUCUUGGAAAAGGGACCGUGUGUCUUCUUAGAUUGUGUUCCAAAGCAAACCUGAACUUGAGAUUCCCCGAUAGGAUUUAAGGUGACUUUGGCAAAGAAAAAAAAAUUGACUUUAUUGUUUAACUAUUGUUUCUGUCCAAAAAUGUUGACGCAAUAGAUGAUGAGUUGGCUUGGUUUGGGGCUCUAUCACUUGCUUUGUCAGUUUCUGUUGGAUGCGGCCUUGGUUGUUGAACAGGCCAAGAGAGAAAGCAACAGGAGCCUUGGUUGAACAGGCCUUCCAUGGCCCCGUAUCUCCCCCAAACAGCAAUUUAACUAAUUGUGGUCUUCGAAGAGCAACACAGAUUUUGAGCAGAAGAAAGAGAGCAUUAGUGGAAGUGGUAGCACCACAACUGUUGUAGACCUUUUCCUGGCACUGAUGUGUCUUUUCUCCACUCCAGGCAGGGAAUGAACCUGCACCAGGUUUAAAAGCCCACCUGAAGUCCGUUGACCGUACAUCUAAUAAAUGUUGAAUUCCGUAGCAGCCCAAAACUUUUUAAGUGUUGACCAAAUUUCAUCCUUAAAUCUAUCUGGUUGGCACUGGCAUGCUGGGCCUUUAACCCGAGCCUUCCCAGAGUUUUGAUCUCUCCAUUCAAAAUUUGCAGCGAAGUAAAAGGUUAGGCUUGCACUUUAAUAGAAAUCUCCAAGCGUAAAAAAAAACCCCGUUUUUGCAGUGCUCUUUAUACUGGCCAAGUAUCAGACGUGCCAAGGGAAUGCAGAAUUCACACAGUGACUGUACCUUAUUUCUUCAGUGGUAGACACAUUGCGUUAACUUCUAAACUUUUCUGUUGGUUGACCUUUGUUUUUGUUU